UCCCGGUUCCAAAUCGAAUGCAAUCAACGCUAACCCGGUACAACCGGGGCAUGUCCGGAGCAUUAAUAUAAUCCCCUAACUGAGACGGUUUUUGGGCGCGUGCCCAGUAUCCUCAUUUGGCCCCUGUUGUCUUGCGCGGCGCCUGCGUUGUCGAGAAAGGUUUCUUGCUGGUUGCCUCUCGCGGCCUUAAUUGUGUAAAUUCGGCUUCCGGAGCUAGAUACUUUCUGUAAUAGCAAGAAAAGACCGGUUGGCAUCGAUUAUUGCAUAUUUCCUUAAAUUAGCUAGUGUGAGGAAAUAUGUUUGUUUAAUAUCUUAACAGCCAUACAUUCAUGCAUAGCUAGCUCAUUCUAGUAAUGUAACGGUUGCUUGUUAGCCAGCUCACAGUCUAGUUAACGCCGACGUCUAAAACCUAGCUGACGAGCUUAGCAAAUGCUAACCCUUCAUAGCUAGCUCUACGUUGCUUGCUUACGUUGGAUAUUGUUAUUUACCUGCUUGCUUAGCUAGGUCUAUGAGACUGCUGGAAACUAUACGGACCUACCUCAUCACUAUAGUUAGGUAUCUGAAUAAUUUGGUUGGCAGGAUAUAUAUGUGGGAGUAACGUUCAUUCCCGAGUCCGGGCAAGAAGUACCCGGAAGGGACGCGCAACUGCCGCCUUUGUUGAUGUAUGAUCAAGCUAACAUUACUGUAGACAAUAGCUAAUAGUUGCAGCGAUUAGACUGUGUGGGAUCCGGCAAUCAAGCUUUCAAGUCUAAUUUGGGAUAAAUGGUUCGAAAAGAAAGCCCAGCACUGAUUUAGCUGCAUCACUAUCACCACCACAGCCAGUCUGCAUCUCCUGUCCCCACUACCUCCAUCCAGUCCCCUGUGCCUGCCUGUCUUGUCUGCUCUGAGAGAGACCGGUCUAUCUGGGCUAUACAGAGCAACGAAGAACAAACACAGCCGACAUUGAAGCACCAGCACUGACUGGUUUUUGGCUCUAGAGACCACACCAAGGACUUAGACAGAGCCCAGUUGGAGGGGGAACAGAAGGAGGAGUUGCUACUUUAGUUUUUUUGCUGCAGAGGUCUUCAUCCUGGUCCUGGGACACUGCGUAUUGUUUUGGUCAACACCCCUGCUCUGUUCUGCCCUGCCGACAUCAGCCAACGGUGGUGUCACAAAGCAGAGGGGUCUCUGUACCCUGUUGUCACUUUGAUUUAUUCUGGCACAUUCCCCCCCCGGGUUGGUUUUGAGUCAUCACCGCUGUCUGCCUGCCGACAUCAGUCAUCACAAAGCAGCGGGGUCUCUUUCUGUAGGUGUCUGCAGUAGCUUUUAGGUUAUUUAUCCCCCCCCAUUUGGUUUUGGAGCCCGGUUCUUUUACCGGCUGCUUGAACUGCUGAAACUGGGGCGCGAUUCAUGGGAUGCAACCAUGUCGGAUCUCAGUGAGCGCAGGCCAGUUAACAUGGACUACGCGGUCUCCCUGCUGGAGCAGCUCAACUUCUUCUAUGAGCAGAAGUUACUGACUGACGUGGUGCUGCUGGUGGAGGACAACGAGUUCCCAUGUCACAAGAUGGUCCUGGCCACAUGUAGCUCCUAUUUCAGGGCAAUGUUUAUGAGUGGUCUGUCUGAGAGUAAACAGACUAAUGUUCACCUGAAGAACGUGGACCCUGCCACUCUCCAGAUCAUCAUCACCUACGCCUAUACAGGCAACCUGGCUAUCAAUGACAGCACCGUGGAGCCACUCUAUGAGACCGCCUGCUUCCUACAGGUAGAGGAUGUGCUACUGCAGUGCAGGGACUACCUGGUGAAGAAGAUCCAUGCAGACAACUGUGUCCGGAUGCUGAGCAUCGGGGAUCUGUUCUCCUGUGUGGAGCUGAAGCAGAGCGCCAAGCGCAUGGUGGAACACAAGUUCCCCGUGGUCUACCGUCAGGAGGCCUUCCUACAGCUGUCCCAUGAGUUGCUGGUCGACGUGCUGUGCUCAGACAACCUCAACGUAGAGAAGGAGGAGACUGUGAGGGAGGCUGCCAUGCUGUGGCUGGAGUAUAACAUGGAGGCUAGGUCCCAGUACCUGUCCUCAGUUCUCAGCCAGAUCCGCAUCGACGCUCUCUCCGAGGUGACUCAGCGUGCCUGGUUCCAGGGCCUACCGCCUAACGACAAGUCUGUCGUAGUGCAGGGCCUCUACAAGUCCAUGCCCAAGUUCUUCAAACCCCGCCUUGGCAUGACAAAGGAGGAGAUGCUUAUCUUCAUGGAGGCCACGUCAGAGUGGCCAUCUGACAUGGGUCAGGUGAUGGCGGGCCCCAACCACACGGUGGUGUGUUACAGCCCGCAGGCCGAGAAGGUCUACAAGCUCAGCAAUCCGCCCGGCGACCUCCAGAAGGUUGGGACGCUCGUCACACCCGACAACGACGUGUUCAUUGCCGGCGGGCAAAUCCCGCUGAAGAACUCGAUCGCCAACCACGGGAAAAGCGGCGGCAAGCAACAGGCAGUGUUCCGCUCAGUGGAUAGCUUCUUCUGGUUUGACGCCCAGCAGAAUGCCUGGGUGCCUAAGACGCCCAUGCUAUGUGCCCGCAUCAAGCCCUCUCUGGUCUACUGCGAGGGUUACAUCUACGCCAUCGGGGGUGACAACGUAGGCGGGGAGCUAAAUAAACGUACCGUAGAACGCUAUGACUGUGAGAAAGACGAGUGGGCUAUGAUGAGCCCCCUCCCUUGCGCCUGGAACUGGACCACGUCCGUAGCAGCCCACGACUGUAUCUACGUGAUGACCCAUGACCUCAUGUACUGCUACUUUCCUCGUGCUGACACCUGGGUAGAGAUGGCCAUGAGGAAGACAAGUCGCUGCUUCGCCUCCGCUGCCACCUUCGGUGACCUCAUCUUCUACAUUGGGGGGCUCCACGUUGUCUCCAACUCGGGCGUCCGCAUGCCCACCAGCACCAUCGACGGUUCCUCCGUCACCGUGGAGAUCUACGACGUCGGCAAGAACGAGUGGCGCCUGGCCGCCAACAUCCCUGCCAAGCGCUACUCGGACCCGUGCGUGCGGGCCGUGGUGCUCCUUGGCGCUCUGUGCAUCUUCAUGCGGGAGACUCACAUGAACGAACGCGCCAAGUACGCCAUCUAUCAGUACGACCUGGAGCUGGACCGCUGGUACCUCAAGCAGCCCGUGUCUGAGCGCGUGCUCUGGGACCUGGGGAAGGACUUCCGCUGCGCCGUGGGGAAGCUAUACCCAUCCUGUCUGGAAGAAUCCCCGUGGAAACCACCCACCUACCUGUUUUCCCCUGACGGGGCUGAGGAGUUUGAGGUGGACGGGGAGAUGGUCUCCCUCCCUCACAUAUAGCUCUUAACCUUCCACCUCUCUGCCCCCAAACGGAGUCCCCGAAUUGCCCUCUGAACUCUGGGUGUGACGUGUCGAGGGAUGGACCUGAAAGCCAGAGGGGUAGGUUUGAUGUCUGUUCCAAAGGGAUCUGAGCGCUACAAGGCUGUUCUGCUGGCUGGCUGUUGCUGACAAACAAGCUUAUACAAAGCCUCAGACAUUGAAAAUAUAGGAGAAACUAAAAAGUAAUAUGGGAAAAAAAGUAGAUUUGUUUUUUUCUUUUGUCCGUUGCAACUUCAAGUCUGUUAUACUGUUUCUACAAUGUGAUAAUUGAAAGUUGACUGAUUUGUGAUGCACUUACUGGCGAAAAGCUCCUUGGAAUAACUGUACCAAAAUCCUCCUGGUCUCCACCUCUUUCUCUCUUCUAUCACCACUGUUGUAAACCCACAUCCAUCUCUCCUAGGGACACGUGGCCUGUGUCCCAGCCAUAUGGUACCCUAUUCCCUAAGUAGUGCACUAAAUAGGUAAUACGGUGCCAUUUGGGAUGCUCCUAGUAUAGGAACAUACAGGGCCAAGUGUUAGGGGGGGUUCUAGGUGGUGACUGCAGGUCCAGUCACUAUCUUUUUUUUUUCUCCCUUUUUCUUCACCUCUGCUCCAGACACGCAACCCCCUGCCUCUCCCCUCACUCCUCUAGUCCCCUGCUCACACCUGCCUGUCUCUGGCUGUGUCCCAAAUGGCACCUGACUCCCUACUUUUGACCAGGGCACAAAGGGCAACCAUAGGCUUGUUAAGCUGGCACUGUGGCGCUCUUGCCAAAAGUAGCGUCCUAUAUAGGGUUCCAUUUGGGAGGCAUCCUUAGUCAAUCUCUCUGGACACAGAUCUUCCACAGAGCCAGCCAGCGGUUUACAGAACUGAGCUCACCCUAACCAACCGCCAUCUCAUCGUCGUGAUGGGAGGUUUUAUGCCGGCUCUUUAUUUUUGACAAGCGCGGGUCUCUGCAACAACACACGCCUCCCUCACGCUAUCUCAAUACUCUCAACUAUAGAUUUUUGGGCUCAUGCAUUUAAAAAAAUAUAUAAUAAAUUCCCCCUAAGCUGCUGAAAUAUAUAUAAAAAUAUAUAUUUUUCAUGUUUAAAAAAAACUGUUAGUGUGGGGGAAAACCAGGUUCUAUUUUGUAUUAGUGUUUUUUUAAUUUUAAAUCAGACAUUACUGUAGUGUGAUUGUGUUUAGGUAUCCACCCCCCAUCAGAUUAUUUUCUUGUGUGAAAUACUGAGGAAUCUUGCUGCUGAUUGGGUCUGGGAAGGAGGGCUGGCCCAGUGCUGUUGCUAUGGAAAUUGUCCAGGCAACCACUAGCGGUAGUGGAGAACGACUGGAGGGUGGUAUGGGAGGGAAGGAGCGGACGGAGCUGCUUCAUGGUUCCUACCUUAAACAUGAGCACAGGUGCUUCAUGACAAACCUUACUAGCAUGUUUGGCUGCAUCAUGUUCCUUUGGCACUGUAUUUUGAAUGAAUGUUAAUUUAUUAAAAAACAUACCAAAAUGUU
Molecule: messenger RNA, 4822 nt
Organism: Oncorhynchus keta (chum salmon)
Lineage: Eukaryota; Metazoa; Chordata; Actinopteri; Salmoniformes; Salmonidae
Product: kelch repeat and BTB domain-containing protein 2-like
Exons: 6
Coding region: 1403-3304 (633 amino acids)
Molecular function (GO): protein binding
Source: RefSeq, a predicted model, not a curated record